CUUUAGUUCCACAGAACUAGUAAACACAACUGUAAGAACAAAUAGCUCUAAAUUUGAACAAUCGUGCUUCACCGGCGAUCGGAAAACCGUAUAAUUUCUGUUCCGAAGAAUUUAACAAUAAUUGAUUACUAAAAACUAAAAUUAAAAUUUUUUUAAAAAAAUGUUGCCGACGUCAUCGAAAGGGCGAAUGCCCUCUCGAUCCAACAAUCCUGUUUUCCCGCAGUAUCUCCGUAGAAUUAUCAAGUGGCAACAAAUGGAUAUUGAAUACACUUUCUGGCAAAUGCUUCAUUUAUGCACGUCUCCAAAAGUUGUUUAUCAGCACACCAAGUACCAUAAGCAAACAAAAAAUCAGUGGGCACGUGAUGAUCCUGCUUUUAUUGUAAUUUGCAUUCUUCUCUUGAUUGUUUCUUCUGUUGCAUAUUCCGCCACGUAUGAUCGUAGCAUUGGACAUGCAGUUUUUGUGGUUAUGUCCGUGACAUGCGUCCAUUUUCUAUUGGUCGGAGCAGUGGUUGCGACAUUUUGCUGGUUUGUGACAAAUACUUAUCUUCGGGAAGAAACCUCAAACAGUCAUGUGGUAGAACAACGCGUUGAAUGGUUGUAUGCAUUUGAUGUACACUGUAACUCUUUCUUCCCGUUGUUUAUUGUGCUUUAUGUGAUACAGUUUUUCAUAUCACCUCUUCUGGUGGCGCAUGGUUUCGUUCCGCUUCUGCUGUCAAAUCUGAUUUUUACAGUGGCCAUAUCCUACUAUCACUAUCUCAACUUUUUAGGUUAUGAUGUGCUUCCAUUUUUAGAGAAGACCACUUUCUUCCUAUACCCAAUCGGCAUUGUAAUAAUUUUUACACCCAUUUUGAUUUUAAGCGGGUUCAAUCCCUCAAGAUACUUGAUGAACGUUUACUUCAGUCAAUGGUCAUGAUGUGUUAAGCUUGAAGCUCGAUAUGUUUGUGAUGUGGUAUAUUCUUGUCCCCACUCAAGACUUUUAUCAUUUAAAUAUCAACAUCUCAGACGACAUUUGGGGUGAGUGUUUCCUACCAAAUGCCAGAAAUAAAGUUCAUACUGAUGUGAUAACAUUGGGUAAGUAAUUCAGCAUUAAAAAUUGUAAAAUGAGUACUAUCAUUAUUUAUUUAAACAUUAAAACCACAAAUAAAGCGUUUAGCAACAUGUUAUGCAUCAAAUAAUUCGAAACCACGACUUCUGA
This is a messenger RNA of Erigeron canadensis, 1195 nucleotides long. RefSeq names its product protein unc-50 homolog. The coding region runs from base 161 to 913 and encodes 250 amino acids. NCBI's taxonomy places the organism in Eukaryota, Viridiplantae, Streptophyta, Magnoliopsida, Asterales, Asteraceae. The record is from RefSeq and is a predicted model, not a curated record. Gene Ontology annotation, cellular component: Golgi membrane. The transcript has 11 exons.